Messenger RNA from Chinchilla lanigera (long-tailed chinchilla), 936 nucleotides. Its product is annotated as olfactory receptor 5W2-like. Bases 1 to 936 code for a protein of 311 amino acids. Gene Ontology annotation, molecular function: olfactory receptor activity; odorant binding; G protein-coupled receptor activity. Gene Ontology annotation, cellular component: membrane. The transcript has a single exon. Lineage: Eukaryota; Metazoa; Chordata; Mammalia; Rodentia; Chinchillidae. Gene Ontology annotation, biological process: sensory perception of smell; G protein-coupled receptor signaling pathway. The record is from RefSeq and is a predicted model, not a curated record.
AUGGACAAAGAAAACUGCUCCUCAUUGACUGACUUCUUUCUAUUAGGGAUAACAAAUAGUCCGGAAAUCAAAAUGUCUCUCUUUGUCACAUUUUUAAUUGUGUAUCUCAUUAAUGUCCUGGCAAAUCUUGGUAUGAUCACUCUCAUCAGAGUGGACUCCCAGCUGCACACACCCAUGUACUAUUUCCUUAGUCACCUCUCCUUCGCUGACCUCUGUUAUUCCAGUGCAGUUGGCCCCAAGAUGCUACUGGAUCUACUCACCAACAACAGAUCAAUUCCUUUUGUUGGCUGUGCUUUACAGCUUUUCUUCUUCUACAUGUUUAUAGACGUUGAGUGCCUGCUGCUGGCAGUGAUGGCUUUUGAUCGCUACAAGGCCAUCAGCAACCCCUUGCUCUAUGCAGUGGACAUGUCGAGCAGGGUGUGCUCUGUACUUGUGGCUACAAUUUACACCUUGGGGAUAGUAGAUGCUUUGAUCCAUACAUCGUUGGCAUUCCACUUAUGUUUCUGUGGUUCUAGGGAGAUCAAUCAUUUCUUCUGCGAUGUUCUUCCUAUCCUAGUAAUAUCUUGCUCUGAUACACAGAUCAAUGAGUUAUUGAUAUUCACCAUUUUUGGUUUUAUAGAACUGAGCACCAUCUCAGGGAUUUUGGUCUCUUAUUUUUAUAUUAUCUUGUCAGUCAUAAAGAUCCGCUCUGCUGAGGGGAAGUUUAAAGCCUUCUCCACCUGCGCCUCCCACCUCACUGCCGUCACCAUCUUCCAGGGAACCAUGCUCUUCAUGUACUUCCGUCCCAGUUCUGCCUACGACCUCCAUCAGGACAAAGUGACCUCACUGUUUUACAGCCUGGUGAUUCCCAUGCUGAACCCUCUGGUUUAUAGUCUACGGAAUCAGGAUGUGAAAGAGGCCACAAAAAGAUUAAAAAAAAAUUUUGUCUUAGGCUAA